AUGGAGCCAGUUCCAGUUCCUCCUGAGGAAAUACCGACAAUCGUUAAAGAAUUACGUGAGCAUUUCAAGACAAGAGUCUCAUUUGAUUUCAAAUGGAGAGAAGAUCAGCUUAAUGGCCUCCUCAAAUGCUUAGAUGAGCACAAAGAUGAUUGGGUUAAAGCAAUGUAUGAUGAUAUGGGAUCUCAUCAUUUCGAAGCAGAAUUACUUAUCGAAAACGUUAAGACUGAUAUUUCUCACACACUUAAAAAGUUCAAAUCUUGGUUAGCACCACAAUCAUGUUCAGUUGCAUGGGCACUUACUCCUGGAAGUGCAUCAAUCGUUCCAGAGCCAUAUGGUGUUGUUUGCGAUUUCAUUCCUUACAACUAUCCAAUGUAUCUCGGUUUCGCUACAUUAUGUCCAAUUUUAGCAGCUGGUAACGUUUGCUUAUUCAAGCCAUCAAGCAAUACACCACAUUGUGCUAAGCUUUACCAAACACUCUUCCCACAAUAUCUUGAUCCAAAGGGAGUUCGUGUUGUUUGUGGUCCAACAAGAAUUUGUGAUGUUAUUCUUGACCAAAGAUUCGAUUUCAUUUUCUACACAGGUUCACCAGCUGUCGCUAAAAAUGUAAUGCGUCAUGCAGCUGAACAUUUGACUCCAUGCCUCCUUGAAUUAGGCGGCAAGUCACCUGUGUACUUCGAUAAGAACUGCAGCUUAGCCAAAAGUGUCCGCCGCUUAAUUUGGGGCAAAAUUUUCAACGGUGGCCAAACCUGCGUUUGCCCAGAUUACGUCAUGGUUCACAAAGACAUCAUGGAACAGUUCAAGGCUGAAAUGGUCAAGGCCAUUAACGAGCUUUAUCCAAAUCCUGACACUGCUUACAAUGAUAACAUUACACACAUCAUUAGCAAGCAUCAUUUCGAUCGUCUUACAAAGCUUAUUGAUAAUUCCGGUGGAAAUAUCAUCAUAAAGGGCUUUCAAGAUCCAGAAAAAUUAUUUAUCGGACCAACAUUGAUAGAAAACCCAAGUAUGGAAGCGGAUAUCAUGACAACAGAAGUUUUUGGACCAGUCAUCCCAUUCUUCCCAGUUGAUAAUGAAGAUAAGGCCAUUGAAUUUAUUAAUGAGAGAGAAAAACCACUUGCAGCAUAUGUUUUCACAUCUGAUUGGAAUGUAUUCACUAAAUUCCAGCAGCAGACAUCUUCUGGCGCUCUUAUGCAGAACGAUGUUGUUUUCCACGUUUCCUCACCAUAUUCUCCAUUCGGAGGUGUCGGAAACUCCGGAAUGGGCCAGUACCAUGGCGAAAUUGGCGUCAAGACUCUUUCCCAUCUUAAACCUAUUUUGACUCAUUCAACAAUGGUAGAAAUACCAUUCAAGUUCCCACCAUAUUCUGAUAGAAAUCUUUCCAUCCUUAGAAAAUUUGCUUAA
Messenger RNA from Trichomonas vaginalis G3, 1398 nucleotides. RefSeq names its product aldehyde dehydrogenase family. Gene Ontology annotation, cellular component: cytoplasm. The coding region runs from base 1 to 1398 and encodes 465 amino acids. Gene Ontology annotation, molecular function: aldehyde dehydrogenase (NAD+) activity. The transcript has a single exon. Lineage: Eukaryota; Parabasalia; Trichomonadida; Trichomonadidae. Gene Ontology annotation, biological process: aldehyde metabolic process. The record is from RefSeq and is a predicted model, not a curated record.